This is a messenger RNA of Drosophila guanche, 1304 nucleotides long. Its product is annotated as nuclear pore membrane glycoprotein 210-like. The transcript has 8 exons. The record is from RefSeq and is a predicted model, not a curated record. Gene Ontology annotation, cellular component: nuclear pore. Lineage: Eukaryota; Metazoa; Arthropoda; Insecta; Diptera; Drosophilidae. The coding region runs from base 67 to 885 and encodes 272 amino acids.
CCCAUCGACUAGGACCUACCCAAAUCAUCGGAAAGUGCCUGCUCAAGAACCCCAUCACUGGCAGGGAUGAAGUCGUAUCGCAGGACACCAUCGAGGUUGCGCGCCGGGCCACCCGGACUUCUCGUCCAUGGUGCUGGGAACGCUGGAGAACUUGCGGAUCGCAUGGAAAGAAUUGAGUACCAGAGUGGCUACCUAAUCUCGGCUCGUGUGCGGGCAUUGAAUCCCGGCCAGGUCACAAUCAUAGCGUCUGUGAGUCUGGCAGAUGGCACAAAGCUGCCCGCCACCAGCGUGGAGCUAAUUGUUUUCAAAACACUGGAGCUGCUCGGACCCAAGCCCAUCAAAAUGGACUCAAUUCUGGCGGCGCCCCGCAGCACGCAUCAGCUGAAGUCCAACAUGGUCGAUGCGGUCUAUAAGCUGGAUGAGCAGAGCAGCGGCAUUGUUAGCGUGACGCCAGAUGGCAUUGUCCACACAAAGGAAACCCUCGGCCGGGAUCUGAUAAUUGCCGAAACCGUGGACCAAAAUCUGCCCAUCGCCAUUGAGGUGAAAAACGUGCAGUACAUCCUGGUGUCGCUGUUGCCCCACAUGAAAUUCAAGAAGCUCGAGCACAAACUCCCGCGUGGCAUGAACUUUCUGUUCCUGCUGCAGGACAAUCUGGGCAACGAGUUCUCGCACAACGUAGAGGACGCCAAUGGGCUGCGCUACGAUCUGGCCACGAAGGAUGUGGUUCAUGCUCAGAUCGACAAUAAUCUGACAAUUGCGGUGCAGCUACAACGGGAGACAAACAACAUGAUUUCCAUCAGUUUAAAGGACACAACGGGCGUUAAGUAUGCUGAUGACUAUAUCCAGCUGUCCGUGGUUGAGUCGAAGAACAUCUACCCCAGCUAGACCAUUCUCUGUGGGCGACAUCAUUUGCUUCGAUUCACCGCUAACGUUGUCAUCGAUUUGGAGCAGCUCCAAUGAGCAGAUUGUGACGAUUAAUAAGCACACAGGCACAUUGCGUGCCCGCGUGCUGAACCAUCGCCACAAGCUGGGUGAAAAGAUUUCUAUCACCAGCGGCGAUAAGGCCAACCGAGGGGGUUUCUUCACGUACGAUCUGGAGGUGCGCGAGGAGGUGCCUGCUGCAAAUAUACAACUCCUCUAUCCAGCGCCUCCGCUGUUCAGCUGCUGUUCCUAGAAUCGCAGGAACCUGGUAUGCAGACAGGUAUGCACACUCUCCUCAAAGUAACUCCUGCUAACGCUCUCUCAUUCCAUGUCGCUUGGUGGCCAAGAACGCUCUCGGCCGGCAGCUACUGAAGCUCUACAAG